Molecule: messenger RNA, 1954 nt
Organism: Lynx canadensis (Canada lynx)
Lineage: Eukaryota; Metazoa; Chordata; Mammalia; Carnivora; Felidae
Product: alanyl-tRNA editing protein Aarsd1-like
Biological process (GO): regulation of translational fidelity; alanyl-tRNA aminoacylation
Molecular function (GO): ATP binding; alanine-tRNA ligase activity; Ser-tRNA(Ala) deacylase activity
Source: RefSeq, a predicted model, not a curated record
CCUGAACAUUUCUGGAGACCCAGAGAUGUGAAGGACUGCCGGGAUUAUACUCUCCAGAUCUCUUGGAGUGCAGAUCCCUGGCUGUGUGGCAAUCCCCCUUCCUCUAAGGCCUUCCCCGACCAUAUAAGGAGAGGCAGCUGCUGGGGGCGUCCCCAGUAUCUAAAGAUAGCGGUCUCUGCUUCGGACUCCAAACGCCACCGGGUAGCAGGAGCUGCCAUGGCAAGGCAGCAUGCCAGGACGCUGUGGUAUGACAGGCCCAAAUAUGUGUUCAUGGAGUUUUGUGUUGAGGGCACCGAUGUCCACGUGCUCAUCGAAGACCACCGCAUUGUGUUCAGCUGCAAGAAUGCGGAUGGAGUGGAGUUGUACAAUGAGAUUGAGUUCUAUGCUAAGGUGAACUCCAAGGACUCCCAGGAUAAACGCUCCGGUCGUUCCAUCACUUGUUUUGUGAGGAAAUGGAAGGAGAAGGUGGCCUGGCCUCGACUCACCAAAGAGGAUAUCAAACAGGUGUGGUUGUCUGUGGACUUUGAUAACUGGAGAGACUGGGAGGGGGAUGAAGAGGUGGAGCUGGCUCAGGUGGAACACUAUGCAGAGCUUUUGAAGAAGGUCAGCGUCAAGAGACCUCCCUGGCAUGGAUGACCUGGAUGUGAUUCACACACCACCGUGGUCUCCUGCCGUCCCGCGGAGCUACAGACCGAAGGAAGCAACGGCAAGAAGGAAGUGCUGAGUGGCUUCCAAGUAGUGCUGGAAGACACGCCUUUUCCCGAGGGCGGGGGACAGCCUGAUGACCACGGUACGAUCAAUGACAUCUCUGUGUUGCGAGUGACCCGCCGCGGGGCUCAGGCUGAUCAUUUCACACAGACAGCCCUGGCCCCAGGGACUGCGGUCCAGGUCCGGGUGGACUGGGAGCGAAGGUUUGACCACAUGCAGCAGCAUUCAGGGCAGCAUCUCAUCACAGCAGUUGCUGACCAUCUGUUUGGGUUGAAGACCACAUCCUGGGAGUUAGGGCGGCUCCGGAGUGUGAUUGAGCUGGACAGCCCCUCUGUGACUGCAGAGCAGGUGGCUGCCAUUGAGCAGAGCGUCAAUGAAAACAGAGACCGCCUGCCUGUGAAUGUGCGAGAGCUGAGCCUGGAUGACCCUGAGGUGGAGCAGUGUGAGGGCAGGGGUUUGCCCGACGAUCAUGCUGGGCCCGUUCUUGUUACCAUCGAGAGCAUUGAUUCCAACAUGUGCUGUGGGACCCAUGUGAGCAAUCUCAGUGACCUUCAGGUCAUUAAAAUUCUGGGCACCGAGAAGGGGAAAAAGAACAAAACCAACCUGGCAUUUCUGGCUGGGAACCGGGUGGCUGAAGUGAUGGAGAGAAGCCACGGAACUGAAAAAGCACUGACCACGCUGCUUAAGUGUGGAGCAGAGGAUCACGUGGAAGCAGUGAAGAAGCUACAGAACUCUACCAAGCUCUUGCAGAAGAACAACCUGAAUCUGCUCAGAGACCUGGCCGUGCACAAUUGCCCACAGCCUGCGGGAACAGCCCGGGACUGGGGAGGUGUGGUCACGUUACAUAGGAAGGAGGGGGAUUCUGAGUUCAUGAAUAUCAUUGCCAAUGAGAUUGGGUCAGAGGAGACCCUCCUGUUCUUAACUGUGGGUGAUGAGAAAGGUGCUGGGCUCUUCUUACUGGCAGGGCCAGCUGAAGCCGUGGAAACCCUGCUCCCCAGGGUGGCUGAGGUCCUGGAAGGCAAAGGGGCCGGGAAGAAAGGCCGCUUCCAGGGCAAGGCCACCAAGAUGAGCCGGCGGGCAGAGGUGCAGGCGCUUCUCCAGGACUACAUCAGCACUCAGAGUGCUGAGGAGUGAGGAUCUGGACACUUCCCUGGGGCUCCUGCUGUUGAGAACGGGCCUCCUGUGACCACAGAGUCUCUUGGACAAUAAAAUAGCUUGACUUGGAAUGGUUAUGGUACCACAUGCA